UGGCAACUUCCUCAGAAGUUAACAACCAAAACGGGAUGCUUGGCAGGCUGAAUAAGUGCACUCUUGCCAAAGAAGCGAUCAAGUGUCAGGAGAUUGGUCUGAGAGGAAAUGUUUUUAAGUCAAAAAAUAUCCAGGACGGUGGCAUAGCUAUAGCUAGAAGUGCAGAAUGGAUCCUGGCUUGUCUGCAGAAAAAGCGUCGCCAAGCUUUUAGCACUGUGGAGGACCUGAAUGGAAUCUGCAGCCUGCUUACUCCUGAAUUUCAAGACAAGGCUUUCCUCAACCUCGCCAACAUCAUUGAGAACAAAUUAAACAGCAGUGACCAAAGUAGCAGCAGCAACAAGGACAAUGUUAAUGUUAUCGAACCUGACGACUUCAUCAGCACACACACCCCCCUGGGCAUCCGUAGUACUGGCAAUCACCCACGUGAUGAUUUAGGAAGCGAGCAUGUAAUGAAAGAAAAUCCCCCAAAUAAAGAAGGUGGGCAUAGAGAUGAAAACAGCGACAAGAACAAUAACAGCUAUGAGCCUGGCAUGGAGGAGGACGACGACAUGUAUGCAGGAACAGAGAUUGCUAUUGUUUUGGAUGGGUCCGGGAGCAUCGAGCCUGAGGAUUUUGAAAGGGCGAAGGCCUUCAUCUACACCAUGAUGGAAACAGUCUAUAAGAAGUGUUUCGAGUGUAAUUUUGCCCUUGUCCAGUAUGGCAUGGACAUCAGGACAGAGUUUGACCUGCGGGACAGCUGGAAUACAAGUGCCACUCUCCAGAAAAUCCAGAACGUCAUCCAGCUGCGCAAUGUGACCAGAACAGCCUCUGCCAUCCAGCACGUCCUGGACUUUAUCUUCAAUGAGGAUCGAGGGUCCCAGAAAAACGCUGUCAAGAUCAUGCUUGUGCUGACAGAUGGGGAAAUAUUUAUGGAUCCACUGAACUUAAUGGACGUGAUCAGCUCAUCCAGUAUGGAAGGAAUUGACCGCUAUGCCAUUGGGGUGGGAAAUGCCUUUAACAAACCAAAGGCCCUAGAUGAGUUGCGGCUAAUUGCCUCAGACCCAGAUGAGGCGCAUUUGUUUCGGGUGACCAACUAUUCUGCUUUAGACGGGCUGCUUGCAAUGCUACAGCAGAAAAUCAUUCCCAUAGAAGGUACUGCAGGUGAUGCUAUGGAAUAUGAGUUGGCGCAAGCUGGUUUCAGUGCCCAGAUUUUCAACAAGGCAAACCUACUGCUUGGUGCUGUGGGGGCCUUUGAUGGGUCUGGUGGAGUCCUGAGGUAUGAACCAGUCACCAAGACAGCAGUUUUCCUGAAUGAAUCCAAGGAUGAAGUCAAAGGAGCACAAUACAGUUACCUGGGGUAUAGCGUGGCCGGGGCGAAUGCACAGGAUGGCGCCUUAUACAUUUCUGGAGCACCACGUCAUAGUAUGACGGGGAAAGUACUGGUGUUUCAAAAAGAUCGCUUGAAGGAAACACUGCAAGGAGAACAGGUUGGGUCUUAUUUUGGCUCAGAGCUCUGCCCAGUGGACCUGGACCAGGAUGGGGUGACAGACCUUCUUCUUGUGGGAGCUCCGUUGUAUCAUAUCCAUGGGGAAGAAGGCAGAGUUUAUGUGUAUCAUCUUGAGAAGGAGAGUGGUUCAUUCACCUCGGCAGGACACUUGCACGUCCAGCUGUCAUCUGCUUUUGCAAGGUUUGGGUUUGCCCUGGCCAGUGUUGGAGACAUCAAUAGGGAUGGGUAUGUGGACAUUGCUGUUGGAGCUCCCCUGGAAGACCAGCUUUCAUCCUCUUCUGCUUUUGGCAGCGUUUACAUCUUUAAUGGCAAUCAUGAUGGAAUCAGGAGCCCCUUUUCUCAGAGGAUAAGGGCAGUUGAUGUUUCUCCACGACUCCAGUAUUUUGGGCAAUCCAUUGAUGGUGGCUUUGACUUCACCGCCGAUGGUCUCACAGAUAUCACAGUGGGAUCAUUAGGAAAUGUUGUUGUGCUCCGGUCCAGACCGAUUAUCAACUUUAACAUCACUAUGAAAUUCACCCCAGAAGAAAUAUUAGUCUUGGACAACAGCAGCACCAUUAUAGCAGAAUUGUGCUUUAGCAUAAUCUCACCACUAGAAGCAUCCCAGCAAGGGAGUUUGCAUUCAUACAUUCACUACACAGUGGACUUAGACUGGAAAAUGCAGAAGAAAAGAGCCCAGUUUGAGGAUCAGAAAACCUCACUGAGUGAAGUCUUUGGCAAUAACUCAACAUGCUCUGAGCUGCAGUUCUAUGUACUGCCGUGUGACUAUAACUGUUUUUCCAGCAUUACUCUUAAAGUUAAUUACCAGCUCCAUUAUGAAACGGAGAUCGUGGAUCAUGCUGCUCCUAUGCUGGAUAGAUACGGUGAAUCUAACGUGUAUUUUCAGCUGCCUUACAAGAAGGACUGUAAUAGCAAGCCCACCUGUGCUGCCAACUUAACCUUGAAAAGUCAGCUUCAGUGUGACUCUCACACAUCCUCAGCCUGCUCGGAAUUAGUUGUGGGCCACACCAAGGAGCUGACCCUGAACAUUUCUUUAACUAACAGUGGAGAUGACUCCUACCUUACAACUCUGGUCCUGACGUACCCUACAAAUCUACAGUUUAAAAAGAUGAUUCCUGAGCCAUCCUCUCCUGCUAUUCGUUGUGGUCCUCCAAAACCAUCCACCUCCUCCUUCUCAUCCAUGGAUUGUGGCAUUGGACACCCAACAUUCAAGGCAACCGCAAAUUUUUCAGUGAUUUGGCAACUAGAUAAAACUCUAGUUCCAUACAAGUUUGCAAACAUCACUGUUAACAUCACCAACAUAAACGAAGAUAGCAAGAGUCUGAUCAAAGAACACAUCCUCUGUGUCAGAUAUGCCUUCAGCGCAGUCCUUACCAAGCCAACAUCUAUAAUAUACGUGAAUGUUAGUCAAGGGAUCUCCGAGAACAGAGAGAUCCAGUUUAACAUAAAUGGUGAAAACAGCUUCAGAGCUCCAAUUGAAUUACAGAUUUUGGUUCCUAUCAGCAUUCAAGGUCAUAACGUAACGAGUAUAAGAAAUGCAACUGGAAAACAGGUAACUCUUUUUUUCAUUACUCCUUCCAGAUCCAAUUUCCUUGUCUAUGGUCUUAAGGAGCCGUUAGCCUGCUGCCGGCGCCUCUUCUUAUUCUUCCCGACGGGACGAAGCCUCGUUUGCUUCCCCCACCGGGUGCUGCUGAACCCGCUGAUGCAGGCCUUCCGGCAGGUGCCUCCGUUGCCAUCUUUGGGAGCCACCUUGCCGCCUUUCUCCUUUCUCCGCGGGGCGAAAGGGGAUGCCGGCGGCUGGCAACCGCCCUGCCCCCGGGAGGGCGCGGCCGGCGCUGCCUUCUGGCUGGACUUCAAACGAGCCAGCCACAACGGCACCGCCUGCGUGUCCAACACCACCAGCGGCUGCCGCGGGCACGUGUCCACAUCGCGCUGGUGGCUCCCUUCGGCCCCCUCUCCCCUCCGCGUGCAGGUCCCCGGGCACCCGGCGCCCGCCGGUGACGCCGGACUGGGGCAGCACCGGGUCGGGGAGGUGGCAGGCGCGCGGGGGGUGGGUGGCACGCACCCCCCCUCCUCCUCCUCCUCCUUCGACUCGUCGGGCGAGAAGAGCAGCAGGCUGGCGGGCUCCGCGCGCCCGUCCCCGUCCUCGUCCCCGUCCUCCAGCAGCAGCAGGGAGCUGAGCUCGGGCAGCAUGCUGCGGCGCGUGGAGCGGCGGGGCGCGGGGCCCGGCGCCUGCGGGGUGCUGCACAGCAGGGGUGGCCGCACGGGCAGCGCCCCCUGGCGGCGGCGGCGGCGGUUGGGCACCGAGUGCAGGCACCUCCCGGGCUGGGCGCCGCCUCCGCCGGGCCGUCCCCGCGCCGCAGGAGCGCAGGUCAGUGAGGAAGUGAAGUAUCAGUGUGUGCACUGUGUUUUCACAGCAGACAGAGAGACUAUUACUGUGAUCGCUGAACUGCCAUUAAUUGAUUCCCACGAGUUCUUGAAAGCCAGAACUGACCUGCUGGUCACUGGAGAAAUCAGCUUUGACAGACGGCUGUAUGUGGGCCUGAAAGAAGAGAACCACAAAGCAGAGAUCACUCUUGUCUUCUUGAAAGAGCAAAAACUCCAGAUCUUACCUAUUGUCAUCGGAAGUGCCAUUGGUGGAUUUCUCUUGUUGGCUUUCAUUAUUGUUAUCCUUUGCAAGUGUGGCUUUUUCAAAAGAAAGUAUCAAACUCAAAUGAAGGAAGACAUGCUUUCUGAGGACAAGGCUGACUAGAGCAGGAUCUGUGAUGGAGUCUCAUGCUCUUUGUGAAAGCUACCGUGUCACAGCCUAUCCAGAAGUGAAGGGAUUCAGUUUCUGUGAGCUGGGAUGGAUGGUCAAGGCCCUGAACCUUACGACUGCCACUCCUUGCUCUGUGUUUAUAGACUUUGCACUUCUGGGAAAUGUGGCCACCUGCCUGUGCAGCUACCGUGGAUUGGGUGGCUCCUUGCAGAAGCUGGACUUCCCUAGGCUGAUAAAGAACAGACUCCUUAUUUCAGAUUCUGCCUAUGUGCAGCUAUGCUGUUGAAAAUGCAAUUCAGAGCUUGCUGAAUUUGUCCAUUUUUGUUGCUUUCUUUGCUAUUUCAAUACUGAGCUGCUUUGAAACGGGCUUUAAUGGUAGGUAAUUCCAGAGGUGGGGGGUGUAUGUAGCAACAGGUGAGUGGAAGCUCACUGCCAAGGUGCUGUGAUGAGUGAUUCGAGGUCAGAAGAGGCUCGGGAUUGGAAAUACGAUAAGUCUUGAGGCAUCGUAAGUCUGAAUGGUAAGACGUCGGGACUGAACUGUGCAGGGUUGCAGCAGGUCACGACUGGCAUAUCAGGCGGCAGAGUGGAGGCCCAUGAAUAGAACAGCAGUGUGCUGCGCACCAUGGGAACAGCAAUUCGCAGUGUGUGGUAAGAGUGUGUGGUCAAUGUGCAUAAUAGCUGCUUGACCUGGCGUUGGCUCUAGGCCAGACUCUGGACAUCUUUUCUGAGUACUGACUUUACCUCUAACCCCCCACCUCAACUUUUACUUUUUUUAAAGAAUGAGCAUAAAUACCUUUAAAUAUUUCUGCCUUUGGCUGUGGCGGUC
Messenger RNA from Alligator mississippiensis (American alligator), 5067 nucleotides. RefSeq names its product integrin subunit alpha E (gene ITGAE). Gene Ontology annotation, molecular function: integrin binding. Gene Ontology annotation, cellular component: external side of plasma membrane; integrin complex. The record is from RefSeq and is a predicted model, not a curated record. Bases 36 to 4235 code for a protein of 1399 amino acids. The transcript has 31 exons. Lineage: Eukaryota; Metazoa; Chordata; Crocodylia; Alligatoridae. Gene Ontology annotation, biological process: cell adhesion mediated by integrin; integrin-mediated signaling pathway; cell-matrix adhesion.